AUGAAGUACAGAAAACGCACCGCAAGUGAUUUUGUCUUUAAAGAAGAACUCGGCCAUGGGUCAUAUUCUACCGUCUAUAAGGCAAUCGAUAAACAUGACCCCAAGAAACUAUACGCAAUCAAAGUAUGCUCGAAAGCGCAUAUAAUACGGGAAGCCAAGGUGAAAUAUGUGACGAUUGAAAAGAAUACAUUAAAUUUAUUGGCUAGGGGUAAUCACCCAGGAAUAGUGAAACUUCAUUAUACUUUCCAUGAUGCAGACAAUUUAUAUUUUGCCCUUGAUUUUGCAGCAGGUGGAGAAUUGCUCUCUUUAUUGCAUAAAUAUAGGACGUUUAAUGAACAAUUAUCGAGGCAUUUCACUGUUCAGUUGAUCGACACAAUAGAAUAUAUUCAUUCAAAGGGUGUGAUACAUCGUGACCUUAAACCUGAAAAUGUACUGUUGGAUAAAGAAGGGAGACUAAUGAUUACAGAUUUUGGAGCAGCCACCACAGUAGCUAAUACCGAGGUUUAUGGGGAGAAUGACGAUGAUCCCAAUUCAAUCAACGCGACUUCUUCCUUUGUUGGGACAGCAGAAUACGUUUCUCCUGAGCUACUACUUUAUAAUAAAUGUACUAGAAGUUCAGAUAUAUGGGCUCUCGGGUGUAUGAUAUAUCAAUUUUUAGAGGGAUGUCCACCAUUUAGAGGUAGUAAUGAAUUAAAGACCUUUGAAAAAAUUGUAGAAUUAGAUUAUACAUGGAAUUCAAACAAUUAUGACGACAACCCCAAGGACAACCAAACUAAUAGCAUAAAUCCACUAAUUAUUGAUACAGUACGAAAGAUCUUAGUGAUCGAUGAUAAAGAAAGGAUAACUAUCUCAGACUUGAAAGGAGAACCAUGGUUUAAUAGCAUUAAUUGGAACAAUAAAUUAGAUAUAUGGAAAGGGAUUUUCACUAUGGAUCAGUCUUUAUUGAGAGAUCAACCAAGGUUAGAUUCAUUGGAUCACCAAAAACAAAGGAUAAUUCCCAAUAGGCAGUUGCACGUAAUCGAUACGCCGAUUAAAAAUAUUACGAUAUCUAAACAAAAGAAAAAGAAGCCAAUGAAGAUCUCGACGAAUACAAGUAGCAUAGUAGAAUGGAGAAAGAAACUGGGUAUAUCUUUGAAUCAAAAUAAUGAAAAGACGCCCGUGACAGGACUGACAAAUUCCAAUAACGAACAAAAAAUAAUAUACCAUUCUCAAAAGAUGAUAAACCAACCCAACGGAAGUAUACCCUUAUCUUAUAAAAAUCCACAAAUGACACAGCCGUAUUAUUACCAAAAUUCAUAUUCAAAUGGCAUACAAAAUAAAUUGGAUAAUAAUGCCCUAUCACAACAGGUUCCACAGAUAUCUUCUACGACUCCUCCAAUUUCAAGACGUAUGGCUAAUGUAAAUAAAUCGGAGGCUGAGUUUCUACCUAACUCUCAAUUACCCAAUAACAAUAGUAGCAGGCAACCUUUACAACCACAUACCAAACCACCUCUAUCAGACACAACAUUGUCUAAUACAGAGCCUUUAUCCAACACGUAUAAUUCAAAACAACAAGAACUAGAUAUUGAAUAUGGUAGACAUAUUUUGAAACAAGAUUUCAUAUACAUUUGUGAAAUACCAUUUCUUGCUGUUGGGCCCGCUCUAAGUAUAAACAGUUACAACAAAAUUGAUAAUGACUUAAUUACAGACAUUGUUUCAAAAAAUGAAGAAUUUCUGAGAAAGUCGAACUCCAAACCGAAACUCUUAACGCUUACUGAUAAAGGUCAUCUAAUGUAUAGCGAUAAUCUUGGAGUUAACGAACAUUCGAUAGUAGAUGUGAGUGAUUCCGGAUUAUCAAUGUACGAUUUCGAGUUUGAAGAAGCCACAAGAAAGGGGUUUCUUAUCCUUGAAAAAUAUAAAGAAAAACUGUGGUUUAUUUCACUUCCACCUGCUAGUGUAGUAUCUCAAUUAUGUGCUACAAGUAUGAAUUAUAAGCGUCCUAUUUUAAACAGUGGCGAGAACUGGGUUGACUGUUUUUUUAGAUCCAGAAAUUUGUUAGAAGAUAACAACUUAUCAAACGAAAUGAAAACUUUAAAUAUUGAUGAUAAACAAAGUGAUGAAAAUGUGUAUAAUCACGCUUCAACUAGUUUUGUAACGACACCAGCACCAGUUCUUCCUGCCCUACCCGCCAUACAGACUUGUUCAAUAAAAUACGAACAAGAAAAGAAGGCACUUCCUGCCAGACAGAUGACUCCUUUAGACCAUAAACAAUCUCCAGCAUUAAGAUACAACAAAAAAAGUACUAGUUCAACUAGUUUGAAUAACGGUGGACAUAUUAGUAAUAAUAUUUACGUUAAGGAUAUAAAUACUGCAUUAUAUACCAGUGCUGCAGCUGUAGCUUCCAAAAAUGCAUUAAUGAAUCAUCUCAAUAAGGAGAACAAAGAAUCUUCCCCUAGUAUAAUAUUUGCACCUUCGUCCCGAAGACAAACACCAUCGCAGCUGAGUACUGGGAAGGAAUAUAGGUCAUAUAUUAGGCCCCAGAAACCAAACAAGCCUCCUGGAUCUGCAUUACCGACAGUAAUACACCAGCCAGAAAAGAAAUAUAGACCACCCAAAAAUAUGAUAGUUACAAGCAGUAGAUGUGAGGUUCUGAAUACAUUAAACAGUUCAAAUCAACGAGUUGGUAGUGAUCAAAGUAUAGCAAGUUCUGGUGCAUCGGCUGCUUUCAGAAGUUUGCAAAAGAAGAAGAAUGAAUCAAACAGGUAA
Maudiozyma barnettii is the source of this 2745-nucleotide messenger RNA. RefSeq names its product protein kinase PKH3 (gene PKH3). The record is from RefSeq and is a predicted model, not a curated record. The coding region runs from base 1 to 2745 and encodes 914 amino acids. Gene Ontology annotation, molecular function: ATP binding; protein serine/threonine kinase activity. The transcript has a single exon. Lineage: Eukaryota; Fungi; Ascomycota; Saccharomycetes; Saccharomycetales; Saccharomycetaceae. Gene Ontology annotation, biological process: intracellular signal transduction; peptidyl-serine phosphorylation.